GAUGUUACACUCGAAUUCGAACAAGUCAAUGCGAUUGAAUUAUUUAGUUGUCAGGACUGAUUCAUUGAUGAACACGACUUGGAUUUAAGUAGUGUGGAAGUCAAGCUUUAGCUUGUGGCUGUAAAAUGUUCGACACCUUUUAAGAUCCGUGCUAAAACUUGUGUAUGGACGAUGAGGCUUUUCAUGCCCGUGCUGGAGAGGAUUAGUCUUCAGCCUAAGCUCCCAUGCCAUAUUAGAAUAGGGAAAUUAGAUAUUAGACAUCGAUCCCCACUUCAAUUAUUAUUCCGAUAAAUUUGAGAUUGGAUUAUGAAUUGAACACUACCUAAGCUUAUGGGCGUCGUCUGAGUCGAUGGAGGCGAAGAGAGCAAAGGCUGUUGCAGCUGCUGUAGUCGUCAGCCUCCUGUUCCUGCUCGUCAUCCUGUGGUUCUGCCUCGGCCCUUCCCUCGUAUUCUUCAUCGUCCUCGGGUUGGGUUUUGCCGUGAUUCUGACGGUCUUGGCGUGGGUUUUGGCCAUGUACACGGCCCUCGACCGCAGGCAGAUGUCCAUGGCGCGGCGAUCGGCCGUGGAACGCGAGGAGCUCCGUGUCGACUACAGCUUCCUCCGCAAGGUCGCGGGCCUCCCCAUCAAGUUCCGCAUCGAGGUGCUCGUGGCUGCCACCGACAACUUCCAGGUCCUGCUCGGGAGCGGCUCGUCGGCGUCGGUCUUCCGGGGGAUCCUCGACGAUGGCACGUCCGUGGCCGUGAAGCGGAUCGACGCGGCGGAGCGCGGGGACCGCGAGUUCCGCGCCGAGGUCUCUGCCAUCGCCAGCAUUCAGCACGUCAACCUCGUCCGCCUCCGCGGCUACUGCAUUGUGGCCGGCGGCCCCCGGUUCCUGGUUUACGAGUUCGUCGCCAACGGUUCCUUGGACAAGUGGAUCUUCCCGUCCGCCGGCGGGGACCGGGAAGACCAGCAGUGCCUGCCGUGGGCGCUGAGGUACCGCGCGGCCGUCGAUGUGGCCAAGGCCCUGAGCUACCUCCACCACGACUGCCGCGACUGCGUCCUCCACCUCGACGUGAAGCCGGAGAACAUCCUGCUCGACGAGAGCUUCCGGGCCCUAGUGACGGACUUCGGCCUGUCGAAGCUGAUGGGGAAGGACGAGAGUACGGUGCUGACCACAAUUCGGGGGACGCGCGGCUACCUGGCCCCCGAGUGGAUCAUCGGGACGGGCGUCUCCGACAAGUCCGACAUCUACAGCUACGGGAUGGUGCUACUGGAGAUGGUCAGCGGGCGGCGGAACGUGCAGCUGGUGGGGGGCGGCGCGGCCUCCCAGACGAAGUGGUCCUAUUUCCCCAGGAUCGUGAACGAGAAAGUGAGGCAGGGGAGGAUGAUGGAGGUGGUCGACGAAAGGCUCAAGAGCGGGGGGGAGCCGCCGGCCGAGAGAGAGGUGCGAACCUUGGUGCAUGUGGCGCUGUGGUGCAUCCAUGAGAAGGCCGAGGCCCGGCCAAGCAUGGCGCGCGUGGUGGACAUGCUCGAGCGGAGGAUCGCCGUUGACGAAUUGCCGCUGCAGACCGAGAUGAUCAUUUCCAGAAUCUUAGCCUCCGACGAGCCGAACGUUCUCGAGGACGGAGCCGCCGGCGAUACACGUGCGGCGGCUGCAGCCGCAGUUGCAGUUUCAGGGUUGGAGAGCCACUUAUCCACAUCCUAUUCGUUGGACAUGUCGGACUUGUCCGGUCGAUAGCACUCCUCUCCGGCUGUACCGUACCCCAACCUCUC
This is a messenger RNA of Musa acuminata subsp. malaccensis (wild Malaysian banana), 1752 nucleotides long. Its product is annotated as probable receptor-like protein kinase At5g20050. Gene Ontology annotation, biological process: protein phosphorylation. The record is from RefSeq and is a predicted model, not a curated record. NCBI's taxonomy places the organism in Eukaryota, Viridiplantae, Streptophyta, Magnoliopsida, Zingiberales, Musaceae. Gene Ontology annotation, molecular function: ATP binding; protein kinase activity.